CAAAAUGCCAAAUAAAUAAAUAAUAAAUUAAAUAUAAAACCCGAUUCCUCAACCGCUUAUCGCCAUCAUAAAGUGCACCGAGAAAAUCUCCAUAAAAAUCGAAAAACUAAUUAUAAAAAAAAAAUAGAAACUGUUGUCUGAACGCUGUUACUAAUCCCCCUGCUCCCUGCACUCCAACAUGCUGAAUAGCCGGAGCCCCCCUCAGUACAAGCAGCAGGCAAGGGGGGGCUCCGUUAGCUCCGCCAGCUCCACCGGCUCCGUAAACGCCUCUGGCUCUACGACCCCCCUGCUGGGCCAUUAUCCGACGACCUACGGCCAUCAAGGACAUUCACACGCCUGCUAUCAUCACCAGCAGCAGCAGCAGCAACAACAACAAGCUAAGCAACAACAGCAGAAACAACAGCCACAUCAUCACGGUGGCCGCACCUCACUAACACCCACAAUGAAGCGGGGCAAGAAGCAGUGGGGCAGCAGGGAGAGAUCCGGCAUGAGUUUCCUCAUUGUCAUUACCUUCUUUGCCGUCUUCGGGCUGAUCAUCCUGACAGAGGUCUUCAUGAUCGACGAGCGCAUGCAUAGCGGCGCACGGCAGGUUGGUGUCGGUGGAGGCGUCAGCCUGGUCGGGCGAAUGGGCGACUCAAUGCCGGAUUAUGAUAAUGUUAAGGAAGACUACGAUCUACUGGAUGACAGCAUUCUGAGUGAUAAUAAGUUAGGUUUUGUACAGCUUCGUGACAAUAAACUCAAAAUUCAAGAAGCCGCAGGCGCCGAUGGUCAACGCUUGGCAGGAAUGAUGCUCAAUGGAGGCAGAGCUGGAGCUGCUGCAGCUGCACAUGGCCCUGGACCUGGCGGCGGCACUGGUGUGGGUGCAUUUGGUGUGAAUGUACCGCUCAUACCCUGGGGCCAGAUGCUGCCCGAGAAGGUGGAGGAGACGUUGCCCCACUUUCCAUUUGGCACAGCGCCCAGCGACGGUGCCUGGCAAAUUGUCAACGGCACCCGCUUCAAGUUCUUUGUGUACUCCGCCUACUUUGAUCGGCGCGAGGGCGCACGUCUGGUGCGCAUUGUGGGUGCCACCAAGACACGCGGACCAGAACGUGUCUGGUGUCGUUUCUGGUUCGGUCCGCCCCCCGCCAACGGCACCGAGCCAGGGGCAUCCACAGUCCGUGCCAAAUAUACCUCCGCCACAGUGAUGGCACGCGUCAAGAUUAUUCGUGAGAACUGGAACCUAAAGUACAGCGCCUGCUUCAUCCUCUGCCCGGUGCGUGCCCCGCCCCUGGAUGUGCCACGGUUUGUCAGCGUCGUGUCGCGGCUGCGAGCGCCGCCUGGCAAUCUGCUUACGCUACGCAACACUGAUCAGGAUCGGGACUUUGCACCGCAGCAGCGGAAUGUAAGCAGCGGUGGCCACAGCAAAAGGGGCCAAGUGCCGCGAGCGCCGCCCAGCGGCGAUAAUAUACCCGAUCGCAUCGCUGUCUGCGUGAAGCCUUUCCACUUUAACUACGACAAGGCGCUGUAUCUGAUGGAGUACCUGGAGUUCUAUGCCCUGCUGGGAGUCUCCCACUUCACCUUCUACAACCACACGCUGGGACCCCAUGCCUCCUGCGUGUUGCAGAGCUACCAACAGGGCCUGGUGCCCGGCAACCUGACCGCCUUCGAUCUGGAGCAACUGCAGCCGGUGGACGUGGCGAACAAUGCCACUCCAAAGGUGCUCAAAUCGCUGCACUACGAACGGCCCACGGUCAGCAUUCUGCCAUGGAAUCUACGCAUGCGCAGCCAGAAAGAGAUCCGCACCGAGGGCCUGUUUGCGGCUCUCAACGACUGCCUCUACCGCACAAUGUACCGAUACAAGUAUCUAGCUCUUGUGGAUCUCGAUGAGUUUAUAGUGCCACGCUACUCGGACACGCUCAACGAGCUGAUUGGCUCUCUGAAUCAACGCUUUCGCAAUCGCAAUACUGGAGCGUAUUCCUUCCAAAAUGCUUUCUAUUAUCUGCAGUUCGCGGACGAUGCGCUGGCCAGUUCCGGAAUCGUGGGAGGCAAUGAACAGCAGGCCAAUGUACGGGCAUCGCUGGUAACACAACGCAAGACGCGCAGGCGCUACAAACUGCAUCCACAGAAGCAACGCUCCAAGUACAUCUGCAAGCCAGAGGCCGUGGUCGAGGCUGGUAACCAUUUCGUGUGGGAGUUCUCACCGGGCAAGGUGUCCCUCAAUGUGCCGCCCAAGGAGGCCAUUUUACAGCAUUAUCGAGUGUGCGAAUUCGGUGGCAAUGACUGCAUUAAAGCCCCAUCCGUGGUAGAUCGUACUACCUCCAAGUAUGUAAAUCGCUUGGUUCAGCGUGUGGACACCGUGUACCGGCAUCUGCGUCAGCGCUGCGAUCUGCCGGCCCUGCCAACACUGCCUAAUCCUGAACCCAAGGAGGCCGAUGCUCCGCUCGAGAUUCAGCCGAAAGAGAAGCCAAAGCUACUGCAUCACAUACGGCAACUGAAUGCACAGGACACUCGAGAGACUCGAGUGAGUGCAACAACGAAGACAGCCCCAACCAGAGCCACAACGACUACAACGACAACAAGAACGACGACGACAACAACAACAACGACAACGAAGAGAUCGGAAGAGAGGAAAGAGAAACCCAACCCAAAGCCAGUGCCAGUGCCGAGCAGCACGACAGGCACCACGGCACCCCCGAAGCAACCGAGUCCGCAGUCAUCCAAUGUGCGCAAGAAACGGAAGUUGAUCGUGUUCGAAGUCAACGACUUUGGGGUACCCGUGGCCAGAGUGGAGUAUCAAUGAGUGCGAGACUUGGCAGGCAACAUUUAGCCACAGUCUACGCUUUCAUUACUGUGCCAACUAAGUGCAGUCUGGCAGUCCCUUUAGGUUGUGCUUCAGUGCGGUUGUUCGACUUACAUUAACCCAUUGCCAACAUGCUCAAAAACAAAAAGCAAAACAAAUGCAGUCUACACAAUGAUUUGCUCACCUUGAAAAGAAAACAAAAGAAAAAGAAAAGUUUAACCAAAGCAAUGACUUAUAAAUAAUAUAUACACGUACAUACCGGUCCCCCUAGAUGUAUGUACUGUGAAUAUCGUACAAUUUGACGUAAGCUUGAUAGAAGACUCCAUUCCACAUUAUGCUGAGAAUUAAUUGAUAAGCGUUGAGAUCCAAUGUUAUUUGGUUGUAUUACGGAUAGACAGGACAUUAGCAGGUACUUUGCAUAUUUAUUUAUUGCAUUGAAAUGCAACCCAAUCCACAUGUUUCAUAUUACUCUGGGCACAAUGAACAACUUGCAUCUUAUGAAACGAAAAUCAGCAACAAAUAACAAAUAACAAUGAGACUCUCCUUAUGUUGACUAAUAAUUUGGUGAAAUGUUUUUGGUGAUUUUGGAUGCUACUAAUACAAAAUUAUUCCUAUGCUAAAUUCUGAAAAUUCCUAAAGAUAAAUCUUAACCAUUAUCUAGUGCACAAAAGUAUAUAUACCUAGAUAUAGAUACGAGUAUGCACAGAAUAUAUACUCCCUACGAACUGUUAGCUGUACGAGUAGAAAGGCAUUUUAGUAGCAAGCCAAUAUUGAGGGGGGGAUACCAUACUUCCUCCGAGCUAAGCUAAGCGCACUGACUCUGAGUCAAUGGGUUGAUGAUAGUUUAGUGUAAGCCACCCUUUUGCUAAUCCCUAGUCUAGCAAGUGCUGUCCGUAAUCCAAUUAGGUAAGGCAACAAAAAAAAAAAACUCACACACAACAGAAACGAAUUUUCAAUGCUUCGAAGUUUGUGGUUAACAAACACAUGACUUAGGCUCGCAGUGACAUCUAUCAGUAUAAGAUACUAAAUGAACGAAUUCCACAAGUAAUUAUAAAAAAUGCAGUGUAUCUAGUUGCUAACUAAACAAACAAACAAACCAAUUACUAAUGGACAUUAUGUAUUCGAUUACCAUAAAGUCAAUAAACACAA
Molecule: messenger RNA, 3928 nt
Organism: Drosophila subobscura
Lineage: Eukaryota; Metazoa; Arthropoda; Insecta; Diptera; Drosophilidae
Exons: 8
Coding region: 179-2779 (866 amino acids)
Source: RefSeq, a predicted model, not a curated record